Peniophora sp. CBMAI 1063 is the source of this 627-nucleotide messenger RNA. The record is from the annotation of a GenBank genome assembly. NCBI's taxonomy places the organism in Eukaryota, Fungi, Basidiomycota, Agaricomycetes, Russulales, Peniophoraceae.
AUGUCAAGCGACCCUGGUAACAAGGACCACGUGGAAACCAUGGACAUCGAUCUCUCCCUGAUUCUUGCUCACGAGAGUCUAUCGAAGCUUGCACAUUGCGUGACCGGCGCCAGAGCACUAACGCUUGCUCACGAUGGACACGGUCUUGCCGAAAGGGAAUAUGUCACGCAGUUCACUCUGCUUCGGCACCUUACGCUAUCGGGCGUGACGUUGGCGAGCAUCACAUCCCUACUAGAGCCUCAAAGCGACUCGUCUUCCGGCCUGCUAUUUCCCUCGCUGCAAUCCAUCAGUAUAGGGGGCUGCGUCGUAUGGGACUUGAUCUCGACGUCGCCCCAAUCACCGGGGACCGGCGUUCUACGCUUGCGACGCGCGCUACAGUCUCGAGCCGGCCGCGGUUAUCCCGUGAACCCCGUGCUCGUUCACAUCAAGGAAGAACUUGAGUUCAUCCAGCGUGAAGACUGGGAGCGCACGAGCUGCAGCAAGUAUCUUCACAACGUUGGGACGAUCGUACGCGAACGGCUGGAGGACUUACACGCUAUCGAAGGGCUCAGAAUCGUCCCGUAUAAAUCGGCAUACAUCUUGGAUGAUGAUGGCCAGACAGGGAGGCUGGUGGAAUGGUUUGUCUAA